This is a messenger RNA of Hyla sarda, 6498 nucleotides long. RefSeq names its product lysine demethylase 3B (gene KDM3B). NCBI's taxonomy places the organism in Eukaryota, Metazoa, Chordata, Amphibia, Anura, Hylidae. Gene Ontology annotation, biological process: regulation of transcription by RNA polymerase II. The transcript is spliced from 24 exons. Gene Ontology annotation, cellular component: histone deacetylase complex; chromatin. The coding region runs from base 343 to 5361 and encodes 1672 amino acids. Gene Ontology annotation, molecular function: histone H3K9 demethylase activity; chromatin DNA binding; transcription coregulator activity. The record is from RefSeq and is a predicted model, not a curated record.
CUCCACACCACUAGGGGCGCUGUGCAUUAUAUCCCUGGUUUAGCUGUACAGUGGAAAGGGGUGGUUUGGCUCCGCAUUCUAUAGCCUGAGAUCCCCGUCGGAAGGGGGCGCUAGAGGAUGUCUCGUAGAGUCCGGUCUGCACACGACAUAGGGCGGUUGAAUGCAUUGUUGUGGAGCUGUUCCCCCUCCUCACCACACGGGGCGCUGUUGACUCGCCGCUAUGCGCUCCCAGCCGCACGGCGGCGUUGUUGUGUAACGCGUUGUCUCCGCGGGUGCUGCAAAGGCCUCGCUCUUUCCCUCGUCCGGUGAUCGCGCCAAGCAGCCCGGAGAGCGGUGCUGGACAUGGCGGCCCCGGUGUCCCCGGUAGGGAAGCGGAUGAGGCUGCUGUUUGACGAGAGCUCUUCCGGACGGGAGGGAGUCCCAGAUCCGUCUAUCCCGUUGGGGAAGCGGGCCUGGGAGGGCGGAACUGUGCGGGGGCUCAAGGGAGCGGCGCCCGAGGAGCUGGCGGUGUUUGUAGAAUUUGAUGAAAAAAGCUCUAAGCCUCAUUCAUGGGUACAGGUUCAUGGAGAAGAUGUACUGGUGAUCUUGCUGGAAGGGCCACUUGUUUGGUCACCAAGGAAAGAACCUCUUCUCAUCCAGGGGAGUCGGAUCUGCCCCACGCAUUGGCCAGCAUUGACAUUUACAACUCUGGUGGAUAAGUUGGGCCUGGGAACCCUGGUCCCUAUAGAGUUUCUAUUGGAAGAAGUCCUGCAUUUCCUUCCAGAUGCCAGCACUCUCCGUCUCUAUCAGAUGGGAGUUGACAGCCACAAACUGGUGUUAAAAGAACAGCCCUUUUUGCGGGAUGCGGUUACUGACAUUAUUAACUCAAGGAAAAUCCAAGAAAUCAUUUUAAGAGCUUCUGGUGGCAAGACUGUAAUCAUUGAUCCCAAAUUGGUACACGUGGUGCUAGUUGAUGAGUCCGUUCUAGAGCCUGAGGAUUCCUUGUUAAAAGCUACAAAAUCAACAAAAGCAAAGAAGAAAAAGGAAAAUGCAGAUGGAAGAGAUGGCCGUAGAAGAAAACUAACAGAUGCAGAAGGCGAUACUUCAGGAAAAAAACUGAAAGCAGAAAAGAAGGAAUUGGACAGCAAUGGCAGCGAUUCUAGUGAACUUAACCGCGGUUCUUGGACUAGUGGCAGCAGUGCUGACGCUGCAGUAGAUCCUAGAUCCAAACAGAUGUUACAUUUUGUUCCACAAAUCAACCGCAAUAUUCGCUUUGCAACUUACACCAAAGAAAAUGGCCGCACAUUAGUGGUCCAAGACCAGCCUGUUGGUGAAGGAACACCUCUAGCUGCUUUCCCACCCUUUUCAGCAAUGGCUAGUCAAGGCUCACUGACGCCGGAAACAGUAAGACCAGUGAAUAAAAAUGCAUUACCAGCGGAUAUCCCUGUUAGCACAACUGAGAGUUUAACACCAAGUGGAGCAACACAAACUACAGUAAGAAUCUCCGACACUGGUCUUUCUAAUGUAGGGGGAGAAGAUGGCAAGAAGCCUAGCUGGACCUCUGGAGAGAGUUUCAGAAAAAGCAUGCCUGUGAAAAGUGGUUUUGGCAUGUCUGUACAUCAGCCAACUUUUGGAGAGGACAGAAAUCAAUCCAAUGGCACAAUUCCAGGAAACAAACCUGUUGGUUUCCAGUUUGGUACUAGUAAUAUUCAGGAAGAUACAAAAGAGACAGAUCUGUCUAAAAAUCUGUUUUUCCAGUGUAUGUCACAAAAUGUUCCACCCAGUAACUAUUUUACUGCCAUCUCAGAAAGUACUGUGGAAGAGCCUUCUAGCAAGGACCCAGGAAUGUUAUGCAAGGAAGGUCUAUCUUCCACGCUUUUCAAGCCAAAAGCUCUCAGCCCGCAGGAAACAAAAGUAAAACCGACCUUUUCUGAAUCUAUGCCAAAACUUACCCCUGCGUUUCCUGGAAAGGUUUUAACUACUCGACCACCAGAGACCCAUGAAAACCUUUUUCUGCAGCCCCCUAAGCUUUCCCGAGAGGAACCAUCAAAUCCAUUCUUGGCUUUUUCAGAUAAAAAGGACAUUUCACCAUUUGGCUUUGCGACCCCUUCAGGCCACAGUUCCUUACCUAGAAAUAUUUCAUCGUCUAUUUGGCAGGACCAACACAGGGGGGAUGAACCAGGCUCUUUGUUGAAAACUAAACCCUUGUUUACAACAGAGUCACUAAAAAGGUUACCCAUAACUUCAGGUACAUCAAUAACCGAAAAUCUUCAAAAUUCUACAUUUUUGGGAAAUGGGCGAAAUUCUCCAGCGAAUAACUUAAGUCAACCAAUUGAAAUGCCAACGUUGUCGUCGAGCCCUACUGAAGAUAAGCCAGCGAUUGGAUCUGGACAAAUGGACAACCCAUUGUUAAGAACAUUUACUGCUUUAUCGAGUAAACUCCAACCAGGUGUCCUCUCCUCCACAGAUUUUUCUCAUGAUGGUAAAGCCGCUUUUGAAUCUGUUAACAGGUUCACGCUGGAUGAACGAAGUAGGAUGUCAAAACAGGACUCUGAUUCCAGUACGAACAGUGACCUGAGUGAUCUGAGCGAUUCAGAAGAGACGCUGGGCUCUAGGGCCGGCUUUAAAGGGAUUCCAGAGCACUUUGUUGGGAGACUAGGUCCUAAUGGAGAGCACAUUGUUGACAUGUUAUUGGCGAAAGGUAGAGGCAAACCGAUCCCAAAGCCAAGACCAAGAACUACUGCUCCAAUAAAAGUUGGACAGUCGGUUUUGAAAGAUGUGAGUAAAGUAAGAAAGCUGAAGCAGUCUGGAGAACCUUUCCUUCAGGAUGGCUCCUGUAUUAAUGUUGCGCCACAUUUACAUAAAUGUCGCGAGUGCAGAUUAGAACGAUACCGCAAAUUUAAAGAGCCAGAUCAGGAUGACUCUACUGUGGCUUGCAGAUUUUUCCACUUCCGCAGGCUGGUUUUCACCAGAAAAGGAAUACUUCGUGUGGAAGGUUUUUUGAGUCCCCAGCAGAGUGAUUCUGAAGCCAUGCGUCUCUGGGUUCCAAAUGCGAUUCCAGCUGAGGGCAUUGACUUGGAGACCUCUAAAUAUAUUCUUGCUAAUGUGGGAGAUCAGUUCUGCCAGUUAGUAAUGUCUGAGAAAGAAGCAAUGAUGAUGGUGGAGCCGCAGCAAAAGGUUGCUUGGAAGCGAGCGGUAAGAGGUGUGAGGGAGAUGUGUGAUGUUUGCGAGACUACACUCUUCAAUAUUCACUGGGUUUGUCGCAAGUGUGGCUUUUGUGUCUGCCUCGAUUGUUAUCGGCUCAGAAAAAGCAGGCAACUCAUAGCUGCCCCAGAAGAUGAAACAGGUGAUGAAGAGGUAUUUGCUUGGUUAAAAUGUGCUAAAGGACAGUCCCAUGAACCCGAAAACCUCAUGCCAACACAGAUUAUCCCUGGCACAGCCCUCUACAACAUUGGCGAUAUGGUCCAUGCUGCAAGAGGAAAAUGGGGUAUCAAGGCAAAUUGCCCAUGUAUUAACAGACACAAUAAAACCGUUUUAAGACCGGCAGUCACCAAUGGCAUGUCCCAGCUUCCAACCGUAAAUCCUCCUGUCAGUGAUGCGGCAACAUCCUCAACUACUGGACAAACAAAUGAAGAUGGCCUUAAAACAGAGGAUGAUGUAAAACCAGGCACUGCUGACAGUAUUACAGAGGUAACCAUGGCCGACCAGGAUGAUCAGAACACUGAGAAUAAAAACAAACAGCAGUGCCCAGAAUCUAGUCCCUCGUCUGCCCUGCACUGGUUGGCGGACCUGGCAGCACAAAAAGCAAAAGAAGAAACAAAAGAUCCUAUCGCACAGAGUCCUGUACAGCAAAAAGAAUCAAAUCCUUCCGUAGGUUUGGAUUCCCCUAAUUCAAAUUUUAAGACCUCCUCAUCCCCCAAAUUGUUCAACAGCCUCUUAUUAGGCCCAGCUGCCUCCAACAUAAAAUCUGAAGGUUCCAGUUUAAGAGAUUUACUUCAUUCUGGUCCUGGUAAGCUCUCUCAAGGCGCAAUGGAAGGAGGAGUUCCUUUUCCUCCAGUCUUUAAUGCUACAGCAAAGGGAAAAUCCAGCUUACCAAACUUUUUGGACCACAUUAUUGCUUCUGUUGUAGAAAACAAAAAGACAUCCGAUGCUGCCAAGAGGGCCAGUAGCUCGACUGAGAGUCUUAAAGAGGGGAAGGAGAUGGUGAUGGGUUUACACGUGCUUGACCCACACACCUCACAUUCCUGGCUUUGUGACGGAAGGCUUCUCUGUCUACACGACCCAAGCAACAAAAAUAAUUGGAAAAUAUUUAGGGAAUGUUGGAAACAAGGCCAGCCUGUGCUUGUUUCUGGAGUCCAGAAAAAGCUAAAGGGGGAGUUAUGGAAGCCUGAUGCAUUCAGCUUGGAAUUUGGUGAUCAGGAUGUAGAUUUGGUGAAUUGUCGGAAUUGUGCUAUCAUUUCGGAUGUGAAAGUUCGAGAUUUUUGGGACGGUUUCGAAGUUAUUGAAAAAAGAUUAAGAGCAGAAGAUGGCUCUCCUAUGGUUCUUAAACUAAAAGAUUGGCCUCCAGGGGAAGAUUUCAGGGACAUGAUGCCAACAAGAUUUGAUGAUUUGAUGGACAAUCUUCCUCUGCCAGAAUAUACAAAGCGAGAUGGGAGGCUAAAUUUAGCUUCAAGAUUGCCCAGUUAUUUUGUGCGACCAGAUCUUGGGCCUAAAAUGUAUAAUGCCUAUGGGUUAAUCACGGCAGAAGACAGACGAGUUGGCACAACAAACUUGCAUUUGGAUGUGUCCGAUGCUGUUAAUGUCAUGGUUUAUGUCGGUAUUCCAUUGGGAGAGAGUGCACACAAUGAAGAGGUGCUGAAGACUAUUGAGGAAGGUGAUGCUGAUGAAGUGACAAAAAAACGUAUCCAUGAGGGAAAAGAAAAGCCUGGAGCUUUAUGGCAUAUUUAUGCUGCCAAAGACGCAGAAAAGAUCCGUGAGCUUCUAAGAAAGGUUGGGGAUGAACAAGGGCAAGAAAAUCCAGCAGAUCAUGAUCCAAUACAUGAUCAAAGUUGGUAUUUGGAUCAGGCAUUACGUAAGCGUCUCUAUGAUGAGUAUGGAGUACAAGGCUGGGCAAUUGUACAGUUCUUGGGAGAUGCUGUUUUCAUUCCUGCUGGAGCACCACAUCAGGUCCACAAUUUAUACAGCUGUAUAAAAGUAGCAGAAGACUUUGUCUCUCCAGAACAUGUGAAACACUGCUUCCGCCUGACACAGGAAUUUAGGCACUUGUCAAAUACACAUACAAACCAUGAGGACAAAUUACAGGUGAAGAACAUUAUCUACCAUGCAGUCAAGGAUGCUGUUGGCACGCUCCGGGCUCAUGAGUCUAAACUGGCGAGAUCAUAGAAAAUUGUAACCGGACCCCCUAAACUUUUGGAUUUUUUUUACUUUGACUAGAGGCAAACGUCAAAACAGUGUGAAUCCAUUGUACAACCCAGACACUUUUCUAUCCAGCCUCAUAAUCACAUGUACUAUAGACGUCUCACUUAUGCACUUGACUGAAAGGUGUCUAUUUACUGUUUCUGCCUUCAGCUUUAACCACCUGAUUUCUGGAAAACUGUGCUUCUGGUAGAAUUCUGGACUAAAACUGUAGAAGAGCAUGUUUGGCUUCUCGGGCAUAGUUUUCCAGUCUUGGAGAAAUCUACAAAAUCAAUUCAAGAUGAACUAACAUAGUUAAUACAUGAAAAAGAAACUCUUCACAUUGCACCCACAUGUCUAACACAAUGGAUAAUUUAAUCCUUGUAGUUAUUUGCAAUACAAACCAACUUGUUAAAACCUUUAAUAGCAUAGUUCAAUAUGCUAGCUCUCAAUAAAGUGGAGGGUGCUGCAGUCAUGCUUUUUUCUGGGGAAAGCAAGUGAUCCGAAAUGUAUUUAUUAAUUGGUUUGUAGCAGAGCAGUUACUCUUUCAUGAAGUUAGACAUUUUUAGACCGUUUGAAGACCACCUCUGUUUUCCUGUAUUUCCAACAAGGCACAUCGCAUUUAGUCUUCCUUUCCAAUUGACUUUUCUCUGUAGAGUCAUUCAUAUAAGAGGAUAAGCAGUGGGUAGGGUCAGAAAACCCUAGAACCAUCCAAGUGACAGAGUAAGCCAUUAUUGGACAUCCACACCAUUUCCAUUAAAUGUAUAUAGUUGCUGUAGCAACUUCAUCUAAAAUCAUCCAUUUCAUUCAACAAUUAUAUCCACACAAAUAAAAACAUCAUUUUUUUUUUUUUUAGCCUGUGGAAUAUUUUGAGAGUAAUUUUUGAGGCAAAUUAAAUGGAGUCAGAUAUCAUAGGUAUAAGGAACUUUCCAUAUUGACUUUUGGAAGGUGAUCAUUUCCCUGCCUGUAUUGUUGUGCCACUUUGCAGGUCUGUUUAUAUAUUCAGUUACACAAGUUUUUUAAGUGAAUUACUGUAGAUGACUUUUAAUUUGACUUCCUGUACUUUGAUUUUGUGAAGGGCUGACUAGGGUUUCCAUGUUCUUAUUAAAGUACAAUGAAUCUCUA